Messenger RNA from Triplophysa rosa, 2525 nucleotides. It is a transcript of the gene ehhadh, whose product is annotated as enoyl-CoA, hydratase/3-hydroxyacyl CoA dehydrogenase. Gene Ontology annotation, biological process: fatty acid beta-oxidation. The transcript has 7 exons. Gene Ontology annotation, cellular component: peroxisome. NCBI's taxonomy places the organism in Eukaryota, Metazoa, Chordata, Actinopteri, Cypriniformes, Nemacheilidae. The record is from RefSeq and is a predicted model, not a curated record. Gene Ontology annotation, molecular function: NAD+ binding; (3S)-3-hydroxyacyl-CoA dehydrogenase (NAD+) activity. The coding region runs from base 279 to 2438 and encodes 719 amino acids.
AAAUUUGAAAAUGUUCUUCCAUUUGUGUCCACCAUGUGUGGGAACCUUUUGUUUUUGUUUUUAAAGCAAUGCGUCUACUCCUUCACGCAGAAAAAUCUUUAAAGACUCGUAGAACAUGCGACGAUGUGUUCUUAAAGACACACGUUCACAUAAUAAAGAAGGAGUGGGUGUGGUGGUGUUGACGCACUUUGUUCGCAACAAAAUAAGUCCUGCACUCUGCAGGUAUUUUACUCCCUCUCCAUUUUAAUUCAGGUCACAACACAGUUUAGCUCAACACAAUGGCCCGAUAUGAACUUGUUAAAGGAUCAUUAGCACUGAUCACCCUUACCAACCCACCAGUCAAUGCCUUGAGUUCUGCAGUACGUUAUGGCAUCACAGAGAAAAUUAAGCGUGCCCUGGGUGACCCAAAGGUGAAAGCUGUGGUGAUAUGUGGAGAGAAUGAAAGAUUCUGUGGCGGUGCAGACAUUCGUGAGUUUGCUGCGCCUAUGAGAGGACAUUCCUUGGUAAUGUUGUUUGAUGACAUAGAAGCAGGAGAGAAGCCUGUGAUUGCUGCCAUAGAAGGGGUGGCACUCGGCGGGGGUUUCGAAUUAGCUCUCGCCUGUCAUUACCGUAUUGCACACUCUAAGGCACGACUUGGACUUCCAGAGGUGACUUUGGGUCUUCUGCCAGCUGCUGGGGGAACACAGCGCCUUCCCAGGCUCAUUGGCAUUCCUGCUGCACUAGAACUGAUCACCACUGGUCAUCAUGUCUCUGCCCAGGAAGCCCUAAAGCUGGGCAUGGUUGACCAGAUCACAGAUGAGAAUGCAUGUAAGAUGGCUGUGGAGUUUGCAUUAAGAGCUGUAGCCAAACCGUUGUCUUCCCGAAGAAUAAGUACACUCACCAUGCCAUGCCCUCCAAAUUUGGAUGCCCUCUUUGAAGCAGUGACCAUGCAGGUCCAAAAAAAGGCUCGGGGAGUCAUGGCACCAUUGGCGUGUAUUCAGGCAGUGAGGGCAGCUGCUACCCUGCCUUACAGUAAGGGUAUGAAGCGAGAGAGUGAACUGAUGGCCUCUCUCUUUAGCUCCAGCCAAGCCCGGGCUCUACAGUACUGCUUCUUCGCUCAGAGGACUGCUGGGAAAUGGACUCUGCCUAGUGGAGCACAAUGGAGCAACAUAAAGCCCAGAGACAUCCGGAGGGCAGCCGUCAUAGGUCUGGGCACUAUGGGAAGGGGCAUUGCUGUCUCCCUUGCACGUGUGGGGAUUUCUGUCAUUGCUGUUGAGACAGAGAAGAAACUCUUGGAGACGGGUAGGCAGAUGGUGAUUGGUAUGCUGGAGAGAGAUGCUAAAAGACGGGGAGUAACCGCCUCCCUCUACCUCCUCCAAUUCACCCUCAGCUUACAGGAUGUGAAGGAUGUGGACAUUGUCAUUGAAGCCGUCUUUGAAGACAUGUCUCUUAAGAAACGUCUUUUCCGAGAUCUUUCAAAGGUGUGUCGACCAAGCACUUUACUCUACACCAACACCUCUGGGCUGGAUGUUGAUGCAUUGGCUGGUGUGACGGAUAGACCGCACAUGGUAGCUGGGAUGCACUUCUUUUCACCUGCACAUGUGAUGAAGCUCCUGGAGGUCAUCUGUGGGCCACGUUCUUCAAGUGAAACCAUUGCCACAGCGAUGAGCCUCGGUAAGAGAAUGGGAAAGGUGUGUGUCGCCGUUGGAAACUGCCCUGGAUUUGUUGGAAACCGCAUGGUGAAGACUUACACAGAUCAAGCCAACUUCCUUUUGGAGGAAGGGGCCACGCCUGAACAGGUUGACGGGGCUCUAGAGGAGUUUGGUUUUGCCAUGGGUGUCUUCAGGAUGUCUGACCUCGCAGGCCUUGAUGUCGGUUGGAGAAUCAGGAAGGAAUCUGGGUUGACUGGACCAGAUGUUGACCCAAAAGAUCCCCCACAUAGACGCCAAGGGCAUAGGUACAGUCCGAUUCCAGACAUGCUCUGUGAGCAGGGCAGGAUGGGCCAGAAGACAGGAUGUGGGUGGUAUGUGUAUGAGAAACCUGGGGGUACGGAGGCAAAGCCAGACCCACUGAUCCAAAAACUUCUUGAGGGCUACAGGGUGAGAUACAGCAUCCAACCGCGGAAAAUCUCAAGUCAGGAACUAAUCGAGCGAUGCCUUUAUGUCCUGGCCAAUGAGGGCUUCCGUGUUCUGGAGGAUGGCAUUGCUGUUCAACCAGAGGAUAUCGAUGUCAUCUAUCUGUUUGGUUAUGGUUUCCCGAGGCACAGAGGUGGGCCCAUGUUCUAUGCCAACAUGGUGGGUUUGGGAAGAGUGCUGGAUAGGUUGGAGCAUUAUCAUCAUGCCCAUCCAGAUGUGCCUCAUUUGAAACCCAGUCAGUUGCUGAAGAAACUUGUUGCUUGUGGCAGUCCUCCAAUUCAAAAAUGGAAAGAGCAUAUCAAAACAAUGCACAGCCAUCUAUAAGGUAACCAUCAUGCCAACUACAGUAAUUAAGUUUGAUGAAAUCUAUCAUAACACUUGUUGUUAAUAAAGACUAGUUUUUUAACCCUA